UUGCAGCGUCACAAAGUUACAUUCAUAUCAUCAGCGAGAGGAGCUGGUGUGGGAAGGUCCCUAACUAGGAGCACGUUCUCUCCCCACGCAACAUGCCUUCCUAUUUUGCCCUGUGCUGUUUUCUACUGGCUAGCGUUGGCGUCUGCUUCGCGACUUUUGGACAUGAACAUGUUCAUAUUCGAGUUCACCUACCCGAAGAACAUCACUCAUCAAAAGAAGUAGUCGUACAUGAAGAACAUCACCAUGACGAUCAUGGCCAUGGAGGCGGGGGAGGCUACGGCGGUGGUCACGGCGGUAGCCACGGUCAUGGCGGAGGAAGCUUCGCUGACCAUUUACAUGGUGGAUUCGUAGAUCAUCUCAAAGGUCAUGGCGGUGGAUUUGGUGGAGGCCAUGGCGGUGGAUUUGGUGGGGGCCAUGGCGGAGGAUUUGGUGGUGGUCAUGGCGGGCAUGACUUCGGUGGUAGUCAUGGAGGACAUGACUUCGGAGGUGGUCACGGAGGACAUGACUUUGGAGGCGGUUAUGGCGGAAGUUUCGGCGGUGACCACGGCCAUGGUAUUUCAAUAAGUGGAGGAAUUGGUGGCGGCCAUGGUGGUCAUGACUUUGGAGGUGGUCAUGGAAGUUCAGGCGGCCAUGGGCAUGAUUUUGGAGGAGGCCAUGGAGGAUUGGAAUUAGGCGGUGGAGAUGGAGGAUUGGAAUUAGGAGGUGGACAUGGAGGUUAUGAUUUAGGAGGUGGUCAUGGAGGUCACGGAGGUGGUAUUGAAUUGGGGGGUCACGGCAGUCACGGCGGAAGUUUCGGUGGUAGUUUUGGAGGCAGUCACGGAGGUGGACACGAUCACAGUAGCCAUGAUUUAGGUGGUAGUUUCGACGGUGGAUUAGGUGGUGGCCACAUUGGCGGACAUGACCACGGCGGCCAUGACUUCGGUGGUAGCUUAGGAGGUGGUUUUGGAGGUGGACAUGAUGACCAUCACGGCGGCGGUGGAUAUUCCGGUGGAGUUAGUGGUGGACAUGGCGGAAGCUUUGGAGGUGGAUUUGGAGGUGGUCACGAUGACCAUCACAGCAGUGGUGGUUUUUCCGGUGGAUUUGGAGGAGGACAUGGAUUUUCAUCAGGAGGACAUGACAGUUAUAGCGGUGGAUUAUCAUCUGGUGGACAUGACAGUUACAGUGUGGGUGGUCAUGAUAGUCAUGGCUCUGGUGGUUUCGGAGGUGACAUAGGUGGUCAUAGUAGCCAUGGCUCUGGUGGUUUCGGAGGUAGUUUUGGAGGCCAUGACAGUCAUGGAUCUGGAGGUUUCGGCGGAGGUCACGAUAGCUACAGCAUAGGUGGACACGGUGGGUUUUCUGGAUCCAGUGGCCUCUCGUUUGGAGGUGGACACGGGAGCCAUGGAGGUCACGGUGGAUUUGGAGGUAGCCACGGUGGAGACAGUUACAGUAUUGGAUUAGGUAGUUCAGGAGGUCAUGGAAGCUUCGGUGGUGACAGUUAUACAAAUGCACUCGGUUCAGGACAUGGCGGUGGACCUUACCACAAAAGAAAGUGAAGCCUGACCUGUAAUUAUUAUAAUGGGGCCAACUAAGUCAUAGUCUUCAAUUGUUAAAAUAUGGAUAAUUGUUUUAUCCAGUAUUAGAUACAAAGUUCAAAUAUUGUAAAUAAGUUAUAGAUUAAGUUAUUGUUGUUAUUGUUGUAGUAAAUAUUAUUUAA
This is a messenger RNA of Galleria mellonella (greater wax moth), 1693 nucleotides long. RefSeq lists its product as uncharacterized. NCBI's taxonomy places the organism in Eukaryota, Metazoa, Arthropoda, Insecta, Lepidoptera, Pyralidae. The record is from RefSeq and is a predicted model, not a curated record. The coding region runs from base 93 to 1532 and encodes 479 amino acids. The transcript has 3 exons.